CUUCAACGCCUCCUGACUGGACAUGAGGCGUCAAUUUUGCCGCGCCGUGACCCUAACGCUUCAGUGUGAACAGCAAUGUGUGCUGCCAUGUGCAGAAUUUUCAUAGGCGUUUGAGGAGCGUUAAAAACGCUUCCCAAAACGCCUGUCUGACGCCUGCUAACAAAGCUAUUCAGUGCCACCUGUCAGUGUCCAUCAGUGCCUUGUGUCAGUGUGCUCAUCAGUGCCUCGUGCCAGUGCCCAUCAGUGCCACAUCAAUGUCACAUAUCAAUCACCAGUGCACAUCAAUGCCACAUAUCAGUGCCCAUCUGAGCUGCCUUUCAGUGUCACCCAUCAGUGCCAGUCAGUGCCACCUAUCAAUGCCAGUGCCACCCAUCAGUGCUACCUAUCAGUGCCAGUCAGUGCCAGCUAUCAGUGCCACCUAUCAG
Messenger RNA from Staurois parvus, 425 nucleotides. Lineage: Eukaryota; Metazoa; Chordata; Amphibia; Anura; Ranidae. The record is from the annotation of a GenBank genome assembly.